Molecule: messenger RNA, 3084 nt
Organism: Penaeus chinensis
Lineage: Eukaryota; Metazoa; Arthropoda; Malacostraca; Decapoda; Penaeidae
Product: potassium/sodium hyperpolarization-activated cyclic nucleotide-gated channel 2-like
Exons: 15
Coding region: 1-2019 (672 amino acids)
Biological process (GO): transmembrane transport; potassium ion transport
Cellular component (GO): membrane
Molecular function (GO): voltage-gated potassium channel activity
Source: RefSeq, a predicted model, not a curated record
AUGAACCCAGGAGCUGUUACAAGGCAUGCAGUGUAUUUCUUCUCGCUGACACAAGGCACGGGAGUGAUGGGCCGUCAUUGGUGGCUUAAAGCUGUCUUAAUACAGUAUACCUUGUCAGGUUUAGAGUUGUAUCUCAAUGCAGCUAUCUGUAGACGGCCACUGUGGAUAGGGACCGUUGUUAAUACUGAAGCAGACUCUCAACACAGAUCGAACAUAAACACUUCGCAGAUGGAAGAACAGGAAGAAGCAUGGAAGCGCGCGGCUGUUACCCUUUUAUUUUACUGGGACCUUUGCAUGCUGUUUCUUCUGGUGGCCAACCUCAUCAUUCUCCCCGUGGCCAUCUCCUUCUUCAACGAUGACCUCUCCACCAGAUGGAUCGCCUUCAACUGCCUCUCCGAUACUAUAUUUCUGAUAGAUAUUGUCGUCAAUUUCAGAACGGGUAUCAUGCAACAAGACAACUCCGAACAGGUCAUCUUGGACCCCAAGUUGAUAGCCAAGCACUACCUGAAGACGUGGUUCUUCCUCGACUUAAUAUCAUCAGUGCCGCUGGAUUACAUCUUCCUGAUAUUCAACCAGUACCGCGACAAAGAGGAUUUCAGCGAAAGUUUCCAGAUCCUGCACGCUGGCCGCGCCCUCAGGAUCCUGCGGCUGGCGAAACUCCUCUCCCUCGUCCGCCUCCUUCGUCUCUCCCGACUGGUCCGAUACGUGUCGCAGUGGGAGGAGGUCUAUGUAAGCAGCUUCCUCAAUAUGGCCUCCGUCUUCAUGAGGAUCUUCAACCUCAUAUCUAUGAUGCUCCUCAUCGGUCACUGGUCAGGGUGUCUUCAGUUCCUGGUGCCGAUGCUUCAGGGCUUCCCCUCCAACUCCUGGGUGGCGAUCAACGAACUCCAGAAAUCCUACUGGCUGGAGCAGUAUUCGUGGGCGUUCUUCAAGGCCAUGUCGCACAUGCUGUGCAUCGGCUACGGGCGAUUCCCGCCGCAGAACCUGACGGACCUGUGGCUGACCAUGAUCUCCAUGAUCUCGGGCGCGACCUGCUACGCCCUCUUCAUCGGCCACGCCACCAACCUGAUCCAGUCGCUGGACUCCUCCCGCCGCCAGUACCGCGAGCGGCUGAAGCAGGUGGAAGAGUACAUGGCCUACCGCAAGCUCCCCCGGGAACUGCGGACGCGGAUAACGGAGUACUUCGAGCACCGAUAUCAAGGCAAAUUCUUUGACGAGGAGAUGAUCCUGGGAGAAUUGUCAGAGAAACUCAGGGAGGACGUGAUAAACUUCAACUGCAGGGCCUUAGUUGCUUCCGUGCCAUUUUUUGCCAAUGCCGAUGCACGCUUUGUGACUGACGUGGUUACCAAGCUGAGAUACGAGGUGUACCAACCAGGUGAUAUUAUCAUCAAGGAAGGUACCAUUGGGAACAAGAUGUACUUUAUACAAGAAGGUAUUGUUGAUAUUGUCAUGUCCAACGGCGAAGUGGCAACCUCUCUCAGCGAUGGCUCUUACUUCGGGGAGAUUUGCCUGUUGACCAACGCCCGACGAACGGCGUCGGUCCGAGCGGAGACCUACUGCAACCUCUUCAGCCUCAGUGUUGAGCAUUUCAACACUGUCCUUGACUCGUAUCCACUCAUGCGGCGGACGAUGGAGAGUGUAGCUGCUGAAAGAUUAAACAAGAUAGGAAAGAAUCCGUCGAUUGUCAGCAAUCGAGAGGACCUCACCAACGACUGCAAGACGGUCAACGCCAUCGUGAACGCGCUGGCCUCAGUGGCAGCGACCGAGCAGGGCGACGGCGGCACCAGCUCGGAAGAGUCCAUGAUGCCAGCCGACAGAUCCAGCCUUAAAAGUCGUCGGCAUCACCACCAUAACCUCCUCGACCUUGGUUCUAUAGGUCAAGCUCUGGCCAAAGGUCAUCUACCUAGACCGAAGAGUGAGAAUAACUUUGCCCUUUCGCUUGACCAGCCCUCACCCUUGAAUCGCAACCGCCCUUCCUUUCACAAGUCUGACACUUUUCAUAAAGACACCUCGUUCCAAUAGCAGGUGGCCCCCGCCCAUGCGCUGAUGCUCUUGGGCGCCACUGCUGAUCUAUUUUGUACUAUUAUGAAACACGGAGAGAGACCGAGUGACCUGCACCAACAUCAUAUAGCAAAGACAAACUUCCAGGCACAUAGUGAACAAUCCUUGUGAUCUGUACUUUUAGUGACAAUGUAGGUAUAAAAAAGUUGUUAGUGUAUUAUUAGGGUGCUCAAAACAAUGAGGACCUAAGCUGAUGAGUAGAUUGUUGGUAUAAACCUCAGUGCAUAAUGAGGACACGCACAUUGGUUAUAAAAAAAUAAAUAAAAAACAAACAGCCACAAAAGCUUUCGCCACACGUGAAUUAACAGUAAACGGUACUACUGUUGUGUUGUUAUUGCUUCAAAUGAUUAUCUGUUAUUAUGAGAAGGUGCCAAAGUCCAAGGAGAUCUGGCAUAUGAAUGGUGGUUCAGUCUUUGUUCCUGACAAGCUUUUUGUAAAGCAGGAGAGCAAUAAUAUAAAGUAAUGAAAGUGCAUUCUUGCUCAGUGCAGUAAAGGCAUCACAUGGGUACAACAUAUCUGCAUAGGGUCAUAUUCUGAAACUCAAGUGUGAUACAUGUGUUACUAUGUUAAUGUUUUUGUAAGGAGUAUUACAUUAUCGAGAAAUUUUUUAACUGUUUGAAUGACUUUGGACAUUAUAAUGCAAGGAGUAUUUAUGGUAAACAAAGAUUUUUAUAUGAGAAAGGUGUGCUAUCAAACCUAGGUGUAAGGUCCCAGCAGCAUAGCUGUGUGGUGCCCAUGUAUGCUGUAUAAAGCUCAUGUAUACUGUAUAAAGCUAAUAAUGCACACAUAAUUUAUUUUAUGUAUGAUAUAUUGAGCUUUUAUGUACACUGUUAUGAAGCCAUCCAUGCUGUAUAGAAGUAGUAUGAGAAAAGAAAUUCAUAAAUUUCUGCUGGCAUUGCAUACUUCACUUCAUUUGUGUUGUGUGUUUACUUUAUACGGACGGACACACACACACACGGACGGACACACACUCCACAAGGACGGACACACACACCACACGGACGGACACACACACACGGACGGACA